CGCCGCCUCCCCUCCCUGCGCGGGGCCCGCGUGACAUCACCGGUGAGCGCUGCCGGUGCGGGCGGAGGAAGCAGCCCCGGACCCAGUAGGAUCCACCGGGAAUAACGGGGGUGCAGCGGGCGGGGGUGCGGGAAGAGGAGAAGACAAAAGCAAGACCAGGUUUCCCACCAAGGCCCUGAGUGUGGCUUCGAGGGGGAGGGGGUGCUGCAAGGGCGUCACAUCCUUACGUGGCCGCACCCCAAAUCCCGUUCGCGUCCUGCCCCACCCUCCAGCCGCCCUCACCUCCCAAUUCCAGCAAAAACCGGUAUCCAAAGCGGCGGAGGGAGCUGCCUCCACAGGCCCCAGGGGGACGACAGAGACACUUCCGGGCCUGGGAGGACCCAGGCAGGCACCCGCAUUUGGGGGGAGUGGGGUGAAGGCGGUCGCCGCUGCGCCCCCGGGGCCCAGCCCACGGCGCCUCCCCCGCCCGGGGACAGGAGGGGGGGGAGGCCGAAGCGCCUCCUCCUCCUCCUCCUCCUCCUCCUCGUCGCCGGAGCCGACGCUGCGGCAGAGGGCAAGGCAGGCGCCUCACCUCGCCCCCCAUGAGGGGCGGGUCAUGCCAUGGCAGCGGCGGCGAGCGGCGGCGGCGGCGGCGGCGAGCGGCACUCCGCCGGCAGCCCCGGGAGCUCGGCCGGAGCCGGGGCCGCUGCGCCGGCGGGAGCCGGGGACGGCGGGGACGCGGGCGGCCGCAGCGCGGCGGGGACGGCGCCCGGCCUCCCCGCGCUCGAGGACUACGAGUGCAAAAUCUGCUACAACUACUUCGACGCGGACCGGCGCGCGCCCAAGCUGCUGGCGUGCCUGCACACCUUCUGCCAGGAGUGCCUGAGCCAGCUGCUGCUCCGCGCCGCCGCCGCCGCCGCCGCGCCCGAGCGCCCGCCGUCCUGGCACGGCCCGCCCGGCGCCAUCGCGUGCCCCGUGUGCCGCCACCGCACGCCGCUGCCCGACAGCCGCGUGCACGGCCUGCCCAGCAACACCAAGCUCGCCGAGGCCUUCUUCCCGCUGGCCCUGCGCGCCGCGCACGACCCGCUGCCCCAGGACCGCCUCCCGCCGCUGCCCGCCCGCCGCCCGCCGCCCGCUGCGCUCCCGCCGCCCGCCCCGGCCCCGGCCCCGGCCCCGGCCCCGCCGCCAACGCCCCGGGAGGACGCCGCCCGCCAGCCCCGCGCCCGCGCCGGCCUGCGCUCCUCCUCGGGCGCCUACGAAAGCUGCCAUCACUGCAAGCGCGCCGCGCUCACGGCGGGCUGCGUGUGCGUCGUCUUCUCCUUCCUCUCCAUGGUGGUGCUGCUCUUCACCGGCCUCAUCUUCGUCAACCACUACGGCGGCGGCGGCGGCGGCGGCCCCGGGGGACCCCCCGGAGGCGGGGCGCCCGCUGGCGCGGCCCAGGCUGCCGCGUCGCCGUCGCUCGUGGGACCCAUCUGCCUGUCGGUGGCCAGCAUCCUGGCGCUCUUCUCGGUGGUCGUCACUUGGCUCAUAUGCUGGCUUAAGUACCGGACCCCCGAGGGCGCGGCCGCGGGCUCGGCUGGGGGCGGCGGCCGGAGGACGCGGGCGGCGGCGGCGGCGGGCGGCGUGCGGGGAGAGCGGCACAGAGUGGGGUGACUCGCCGCCGGGUCUCCCGCCUGCACGCACCUUCGAUCCUGCGAGGCCCGCGAGGAGGGGGCCUUUGGCUCCGUGCGCUCGAGCUUCUCCGGCCUCUCUCCGUGGUUCCCCGGGUCGCGCACCCCCUCGCCGCCCCGCCGCUCCGGGACUUCGGCUUCACGCCCCGCCUCCUCCACGCUGGAUCGGAGACAUCGGGGAGGCGGGGAUGCAAGAUCAACCUCCGUUCCAGGCACCAUCCCCAUCCUCUCCAGCGCGGAGUGCUCUGCCUCCCUUCCCAGAGUCGGAGGAUUUGCAAAGAGAGCUGGAAAGGGGAGUGGGACCCCCUCCGCCCCGCCGCGCCUUCAGUUUCUGUAAGCGUGCAGGUGCGCGCGCACACGCGGCUGCAGCAGUUGUGAUUGCCAAUUGUCCGGUGGGAAAACGGAUGAGAUGCAAACAGAGGAAGGUUUCCCCGCUUCCUGGGGGUGCUGGACAGCGAGUGAGCUGGAGCGCCCGGAGCGGUGAUUACUCCCCGAGGGCACACCUCCCGCCUUCAGCCGGGCGCGCAGCGGCAGGUGCAAAGCGCGCGUGCGCGCUCCGGGGUGCGGGCGGCCGCGCGAAGCGCUCCAGGCGAAGGAUCUUGCUGCCCGGACCCCCGCAGAGACCCAAAGGUCCUGGAAGCUGGGCUCCUGGAACUUGCGGUGGUUUUAUGCGCGGCGUUACUACCAGGAAGUAAUUUCCUCCUCGGUCACUGGACUCAGGGAAAUUCACGAGCCUGUUCUCCAUCUCGUCUCAAAACUGACUUACUGUUGCCCCCACCUGGAAGAUAUUGAAAGCUAUUCACGCAGAAAAUAAACUGCAGGCUUCCUUCGCCCCCUUUCCUUAAUUUCAUUUAAAAUAUAAUUUAUUUUAAAAUAUAUGCAUCUGGAAAUUUUUAGAAAAGAUGUUUGAUGAGCAGUAACAUUUCUUCCAUACCUCCAGUCCAAAUACAUUUCGAAAUUAUC
Molecule: messenger RNA, 2612 nt
Organism: Pipistrellus kuhlii (Kuhl's pipistrelle)
Lineage: Eukaryota; Metazoa; Chordata; Mammalia; Chiroptera; Vespertilionidae
Gene: RNF228
Product: E3 ubiquitin-protein ligase RNF183
Exons: 1
Coding region: 601-1632 (343 amino acids)
Biological process (GO): protein ubiquitination
Molecular function (GO): ubiquitin protein ligase activity
Source: RefSeq, a predicted model, not a curated record